AUGGCUCCGACACAAGUGAAAGAGCGCUACGAUGGUUUCAUAGAACACGAGGAAAAGAUACCAAAGAUCAAGACUCUCGGUCAUCUUCGUCUGAGAGAUUCGGAGACCAAUGAGGUUAUUCUAGUACCUACGCCUUCAUCAGAUCCGAAGGAUCCUCUCAAUUGGCCGCGAUGGUUCAAGCUGUACACUGCCGUCGCAGUAUGUCUCGCCAUGGUUCUUUGCAAUUUCCUCGCUGCCGGCCCUACCAUGGCAAUUGUCCAGACUGCACAAGACUUCUUCCCCGAUUGGAAGACGACCGGUCUAUCAGGCGCGAUUGCCAAAACAGCCUACUUCUUCAAUUGCACGGCCCUUUUCCAGGGCUUGGGUAAUCUGAUGUGGAUGCCCCUUAUCAACAAGUAUGGACGUCGAGCUGUUUACGUGACCUCCUUUACUAUCUAUACAAUUACUGCCAUCUGGUGCGCUGUCGCUACACAGUAUGCCAACUUCCUCAUCGCUCGAAUCGUCAUGGGAAUUGCGGCUGGAGCUGGAGAGUGCCUUGCCCCUAUUACCAUUGCUGAUAUUUUCUUCUUGCAUGAGCGUGGAGCUAUCACUGCUCUGUACAAUGCCUCCCUGAACUUCGGUGUCGCUAGCGGUGCCGUCAUCGAUGGAUUCAUCGUCAAGUUUCACCCAUGGCGCUACAUCUACUAUGUCGCCAUUGCCUUGAUCGGUGCCAUUACUCUCGUCGUGUACUUCACCUUCCCCGAAACAGCCUAUAUCAGAGCCCCUGCCACGACCGAAAGUAUCACAACGUUGUCUCCCUCCGGCGAGCGCGUCCGUCGAAGCACAAAGGUGGAGGAGGCAGGAGUCGCUUCCGAGAUCCACGAAGAAGUCGUUGCUCAGGAAUCAAGCAUCGGACAUGGUUGGAAAGAGGGUUUGAAGCUAUACCAUGGUAGAUACACCGAUGAAUCCCUGUGGCAAAUGACAAUUCGCCCUGUGGGCCUGUUGAUCCUUCCACCCGUCUUAUGGGCUACUCUUGUGAUGUCAGUCACCAUCGGAUUCAUCACAGCCAUCACAUCCAACGUUGCCUCGGCAUUCUCCGAUACAUAUGGAUUUGCCGCAUGGCAAUCUGGUCUCUGCUUCUGUGCCGCGAUCGUCGGAUGUGUCUUUGGUAUCGCGCUUGGUGGUUAUCUCUCUGAUUGGGUCGCUGAUAUCUUCACCCGCCGAAACAACGGUAUUCGUGAGCCCGAGAUGCGUCUUCCUGCUAUGAUGAUUAGUGUCAUUACUGGCCCGCUUGCAUUGGCGCUGUACGGGUGUGGUAUCCAUUGGAAGAUGCACUGGAUGGCUACAAAUGUCUCGCUGGUUUACACUAUUGAUAGCUACCGUCCCGUUGCGGGAGAGGUCGUUGUCACCCAGCUUGCUUUCAAGUCUGCUUUUGGUUUCUUGCUUGGUUUCUAUACUAACCCUUGGGUUGACAUUCAUGGAUAUAAUGUGGCUUAUGGAGAGAUGGCGGCAAUCUGCGGUGGUGUUCUCAUUUUCUGGAUUCCGUUGUUCAUCUGGGGAAAGAAGAUUCGUGAAAAGACUUUGAGCUGGCGGGUUAUGAGCUGGGUGCAGUGGGACGAGGACAGAGAGGUUGGAGAGUAG
Penicillium odoratum is the source of this 1620-nucleotide messenger RNA. RefSeq names its product putative MFS transporter. Gene Ontology annotation, biological process: transmembrane transport. The transcript has 4 exons. Lineage: Eukaryota; Fungi; Ascomycota; Eurotiomycetes; Eurotiales; Aspergillaceae. The record is from RefSeq and is a predicted model, not a curated record. Bases 1 to 1620 code for a protein of 539 amino acids. Gene Ontology annotation, molecular function: transmembrane transporter activity.